Messenger RNA from Phalaenopsis equestris, 461 nucleotides. RefSeq lists its product as uncharacterized. The record is from RefSeq and is a predicted model, not a curated record. Lineage: Eukaryota; Viridiplantae; Streptophyta; Magnoliopsida; Asparagales; Orchidaceae.
GGCGAAGGCUCCAUUCACGACCUUCUUCGCGAGCACGGCCUACCUGCCGGCCUCCUUCCGAAGUCCGUGGAAUCCUACACCCUUGACAGCGCAACUGGGAUCCUCGAGGUUCGGCUCGACCGCCCCUGCUUCGCCAAGUACGAUGGCCUCGCAUUCUUCGACCAAGUAGUGCGUGGCAACCUCAGCUAUGGUGCGCUCGGAAGCGUAAGUGGAUUAAAGCAGGAAGAGCUCUUCCUAUGGCUUCCCGUGCGUGGAAUCCUGCUUUCUAACCCUUCUUCCGGCGUCAUCCUCUUCGACAUCGGCGUCGCUCACAAGCAGCUUUCACUCUCUCUGUUCGAGGUUCCGCCGGAUUGCAGGCCGGCGGAGGGCGCAGAGGUGGCGAUUGGUGGCAUCCGGGAGAUCCCAAAAGGGCUUCUUGGCAGAAGAGGAGGAUUUCAGGAUCAGAGAUGAAUAUUUAUACA